UCGCGAGAUGUCGGUGCCUAUAUAUAUGUUCCACGCACCACCUCCGGUCUCUCCACCACUUGCUGGGCCGCGGUUUUUAGCAUCCGCUGCCAUCCGCGCCGCCCGCCGCCGCCAUGCCGCCCAAGUUCGAUCCGACCGAGGUGAAAGUCGUGUACCUGCGCUGCACCGGCGGGGAGGUCGGCGCCACUUCCGCCCUGGCCCCCAAGAUCGGACCGCUCGGGUUGUCUCCCAAAAAGGUCGGUGAUGACAUCGCCAAGGCUACGGGGGACUGGAAGGGGCUGAGGAUCACGGUGAAGCUCACCAUCCAGAACAGGCAAGCGCAGAUAGAAGUGGUUCCUUCUGCCUCUGCUCUGAUUAUCAAAGCUCUGAAGGAGCCCCCCCGUGACAGGAAGAAGCAGAAAAACAUAAAGCACAGUGGCAGCGUCAGCUUUGAUGAGAUAGUGAACAUCGCUCGGCAGAUGAGGCACAGAUCUCUGGCUCGAGAGCUGUCUGGGACAAUUAAGGAGAUUCUUGGAACUGCUCAGUCUGUGGGCUGCAGCAUUGAUGGCAGGCACCCACAUGAUAUCAUUGAUGACAUCAAUAGUGGUGCAAUUGAGUGCCCAGCUAGCUAAGUGUGGAAAAGAAGUUGCCAUCUGAAGGUUCUUACAUCUUCUGUAACACCUUAAAUACUUAAUAAAACACCAGGCUGUCUGUAA
This is a messenger RNA of Meleagris gallopavo (turkey), 695 nucleotides long. RefSeq names its product ribosomal protein L12 (gene RPL12). Gene Ontology annotation, cellular component: cytosolic large ribosomal subunit; ribosome. NCBI's taxonomy places the organism in Eukaryota, Metazoa, Chordata, Aves, Galliformes, Phasianidae. The record is from RefSeq and is a predicted model, not a curated record. Gene Ontology annotation, biological process: translation. Gene Ontology annotation, molecular function: large ribosomal subunit rRNA binding; structural constituent of ribosome.